Molecule: messenger RNA, 1398 nt
Organism: Pediculus humanus corporis (human body louse)
Lineage: Eukaryota; Metazoa; Arthropoda; Insecta; Psocodea; Pediculidae
Product: vacuolar protein sorting, putative
Exons: 3
Coding region: 1-1398 (465 amino acids)
Biological process (GO): intracellular protein transport; vesicle-mediated transport
Cellular component (GO): CORVET complex; lysosome
Source: RefSeq, a predicted model, not a curated record
AUGUCUUCACUGUUUUUAGAUAGAAUAGAGGCUCUUGCUGAAAUAUCUAAAAAAAAACUUACAAAAAUUCUGGACAAAAUACCUGGAAGAAAAAACCUUGUUAUUGAACCUAGUUUAAUGAAACCUUUGGAUAGAUUUAUAGGAGCUUCAACGCUUAGCUUGGGAUGUUUAUUUCAUGGAAAAUAUUCCAAGUUCAUUGCAAAUUUAUUAGACAAUUGGUUAGAAGAAUAUGGUGAACCAGAAAGACCUGAUUCAGACUUGGGGUGCAUUCUCGUCUUUGAUAGAGACAUUGAUUAUGCAUCUGUACUAUUAAUGCCUGGAACAUAUACUAGCCUGAUAUCAGAAGUAAUGAAUAUUUCAUCAGGCACAGUAGAAUUGAAACAGCAAAAUAAAGAGAAAAAAGAAUUGGCUAUAUCUAUGCAGUUAACUAGCAAUGAUGAAAUUUACAAUCAAAUCAAAAAUAGACACUUUUCUGAUGUUAAUGUUUAUUUAAAGCAAAAAGCUCAGGAAUUAAUAAAUGAAAAGAAUAAGGGAACAAAUAUGGGAAUUCAAGAAAUGAAAAAUUUUGUUAGCAAUCGACUGAAAAAUCUCAAACAGGAAAGUUUAGCUUUGUCAAAUCAUUUCAACAUAUGUGAAAAAAUUUGCAAUGAAAUGGGUAAAAAAUUUGAAUCCAUAAAUAAUUGUCAGACAAAUAUCCUGUAUGGAAAUUCAAGAAAAGAAGUUUUAACUGAAAUUGAAGAUAUGAUAAGUACAUCAGAAGAUGUGUUUCUGCCAUUAAGAUUAAUUUGUUUACUUUCCCUAGCUCAAAAUGAUUUUUCAGUUGAAGAAAGUAUGAAUUUAAAAAAGCAAUUCCUUCAUUCAUAUGGCUUUGAGCAUUUAUCUACAUUUUACAAUUUAGAAAAGCACGGUUUGUUUUCAUCUUCACCGUCUCCGGGUGAAAUUUCAGCAAAAAUUGCCAACAAAGUAGCUCAAGUUGUACCUUUUCCGAAAAAAAAUUCUUUUCAAACCACCGUCCAAAAAUUUAAACUAUUCCCUAAUUUAUCAAAAAGCACAUGCUUAAAGAAUCCUCAAGAUGCGAGUUACAUAUUUGGGGGAGCAUACAUUCCUUUGGUGGCUCAAAUAGUCACUUAUUUAAUUCGAAAAGAAAUGAGUUUAAAUGAUUUAGUUAAAGGUUUACCGUGCGGGAUAAAUGAAAAAUCUGAAACGAAAUUAAUUGGAAAUCAGGUUGAUAAUUUUAUCGAUAUUAAACCCAACAGUAUUUUUAUAUAUAUUGUAGGAGGUAUAACUUAUGCCGAAAUUGCCGCAUUACAAUUUCUUGAAAGUAAAACCGGAACUAGAAUUAUUUGUAGCGGAUCAAGUAUUAUUAAUGCUAAAAGUUUGUUGCAAAGCACAAUUUAG